ACCCACCAUGAACUCGGUGUUACUGAACGCGGUCCUUUCCGGCUCUCCGGACCACGGCGCGUUGUUUGAGGCUCUGUCUUGGCCGGAGGAGUCCAGUCCGCAGACGGAGCAGCUGGAGGCGCUGACAGCGUUCAUUGAAGCGCUGGGACCUCUCCUGGACGACUCGGGCUCGUCUACAGUUCCGAGCGCAGAAAGACGCUGCAUUCGUGAAAAAAUCGAGUCGGUUAUUUGGAAAAAAUGUCUUCCUCUCCUGUCUCAAAUCUCAGCAGCGGCAGGGGACGGGCAGGUGUGCCGGGAGAGCACAGCCGCCGGCUGCAGGCUGCUGGCUGUCUGCGUCCGUCUGUGCGGUCAGGACGCUUCCAGGCGAGUGGCUCUGUCCGUCCUGCCCUCACUGCACCCGGCGGAGGAGGGGGUGCCCAGUCCGGGACGUCUCGGUGUGGAGGUCGCCGGUGAAGUUCUCGCUGCUCUGCUGCCUUUACUGUCGUUGGAUGAGCAGUUCACCGCCAGCACCGUGUCCUCUGCCCUGUCCUGCAUCAGAAGGCUCCCCGACGCGCAGGUCUCCAGGGUCAUCUCCAGGGUCCUGGUCCCUCUGCUGAGCAGCUGCAGCGGUGUGGGGUCAGCAGGCGUCCUCGGCUUGAUCCUGGAUGAUCUGUGCUGCUGGCACUCCUCCACCCGCACAGCUGUGGUUACAGAGCGGACACUGCUGUGUUUGACAGCCCUGUCAGAUCACCUCCUGAACCCUCACGGCCUGUCCGCCUCCUCCACCGCUUCCUGUGCGCCCGAUCCUCGACUGUCCGCGCAGUUCUGGAGGAUGAUCCAGGACGGACUGACUCACAGAGACAACCUGUCACGGAAAAGGGCAUUGUACCUGUUGAAGAGGUGUGCAGCCCUGUCAGAGCAGGAGGGCUCACUCUGUCCUCCUGCUCCAUCACAGCAAGAUGAGACCUUGUUUAAGUGGAGCCCCACCCAGAGCAAGGUGCUCAGAGAGUUCUGGGAGGAUUAUGUGCUGGUCAUGGAAACACUGGAGGAAAACCAGGUGCAUGUUGUUCGGCCAGUUUUGAACAGAAUAGACACACUGGUCCAAACAACGGUAAAUGAUAGUCAAGGUCAAGGCCUUUUCCACCCCUCCUGGCUGCUGUGUGUUUACCAGCGCAUGUUCCACAGUGAGAACAAGUCCUUAAUGAAAGAAGGAGUGUGUCAUCUGCUGGAGCUGCAGGUCCUGAAGCAGCCGGCCUUCGCUUCAGCUUUUUCUCAGUUCAUUGUCGGCCCCUUUAUGGAUGUACUCUCUGAAACGUCACUCUUCCACAGGUCAGUCGGGCAGAAUGUAGGAGACUGUCCUGAGCUCGGGGUGAAACUCCAAGUCUUCAUGACCACCUUCUUCAGCAGCCUGCCGCCAGAGCAGAGAAGUUGUGUGUUGCUCCAGCUGAUCCAGCAGCUCGGCUCGAAGCACUGGUGUGCGGUGCCCCUCCUCUUUGUUUCUCAGGCUCUGUCCAAACUCCCCACAAGUCCGCUGUUGGGAAGCAGUGGACUGACCGCUCUCAGAGAAGUGCUGCGAUGCACCAUGAUCACACACCAAGUCCUGCUGAGAGGAGCCACACAGUGUUUCCUGCUGAAUAGCGCCUUCUCUCUGACUAUCGUGGGUACAGUGACCCUGGAUGAUGUUUUCAAUUUUCUGAUGCAUUUCCGUGCAGAUGAGUCCCUGUGCAGAGGCACGAAGCUGUGGGAUCAGGUCUGUGCCUGGUUACUGGAAAAUGAAAGCAGUUUCCAUCCAUUGACCACUGAUGGAGAUUGCAUAAGUGCUUCUGCAAAUGAGGAAACUGUCGCGGCUUAUGCUGAAAAAGAGAUACAGUCCUAUCUCCGAGUUCCAGCCAGCACAGGCCAGGCCGAAAGGUUGCCUGACUCGAGAGAGGCCUAUAAGUUGGCUCGAGUCAUUUUGCUGUGUGUGGACAUGGAGAGGCGUCGACAAGGAGCAGAGAUCAGCAACACUCUGGAGUCAUUACUGUCUCCCCUGCUGGACACCCUGAGCAAACUCAGCACCCAUAUCUACUUGCCUCUUCAGAAGAGUGACAGGAGCCUGCAGCUCGUGCUCAGCUUGCUUCAGCUCGGAGCAGCGCCAAGCUGUCGGCGUGUUGGAGAGGAGCAAGGGAACAGUGUGAUGGUUGUUUUGGAGAAAGCAAUUUCCAAACUUGUCAAUCCGAUCCAGGCUUUUAUCUUUCGGCGGUUGUCUGGGGAGCUGCAGGAGUUACAGCUGUUUGACAUAGAGCGAGCACAGCUGUAUCUCUCUGUCCUGACACAGCUGGCUGUCACGUUCGGCUCCACAACACAGCAGCGCAAUGAAGCACUUAACAGUGGUUUCUCAAAACUCAUCAAGUCCAGCCUGAGACUCCUGAGAGAACCCGGUCCGCAGGUCCCUUCUGUGGUGAGCCAAGUAACUAAAUCUGUGGCCAUGGCAUCCCUGGCCACAGUAUGUUACCUGAUGGAGCAGAAAUUGAUCAACAUGCAACCAGAAAGUCUUUCUGAUUUGAAAUCGCUGAAUCAUUACUUCUACAGUCCAGAGUCUUCAAUGUCACAAAAUGAAACGUCUCUGGGAAACAUCAAUAAGCGUCUCCUGAAACCAUCAAUAACAGACUGCACUUGCAACGAUCUGGAAGAGCAAGGCCUUCUCCUGCAGGAAUGGGGUCGCAUCGCUGCCAGUUUCAUGCGUGAUCAAUGGCUCUGUCUCAACUUUCUGACGAAGGCUGUUGGGGUUCCCGAGCCGAUCCACGCUGCCGAGGCCUCCGAGACUCUCAAGGCUGUGCUGAGUUGUGGCAUAGAGGCUUUAUCUCUGCUGCCCAGUGACCUGGUGCUGCCUGUGCUCGCCUGCAUGGAAACAGUGCUGCCGCAAUUGGUGCAGGAUGCUGAGCCCCUCUGUGUGGAGGCUGUCACUCAGAGCUGGGAGCUCGUACAGGGCCUCAGCACCAAUGCUCAUGAUUUCUGGCCGGCCCUGAAAGGCUUCAUCUCCAUGGCUUUCCAGCAAAAACUGCUCCAGCUGACACACACUCAGGCCUCAACACUUCUGGUCACCUUGAAGCAGAUAGGCGCCGAGCUAAUGGAGUUGUCCCAGUCGAAGAGCGGCGUGUUCGGCGUGCUGCUCCAGCACUGCUGCCAGACGUGGCUGCCUGCUGAUAGAGGCAGCGGACCGCAGGACGACGCUGUGUUUGCCAGUGUCUUCAGCCACAUGAACAUCGUCACUGAGGCUUGUAUCUAUGGACCGGUGUUCAGGAGAGACCAGCGACUCGUUCAGGAUGUCCACUUAUACGUGGAGCAGCUCGGUGAGGCGUGUGCGGCCAAUGUUGCUAUUCCAAGUGAUAACAGGGAUGAUCAGUUGCCUCGCACAUGUGUGAUGGCUUUCCUCAAUCGCCUGGAUCCUUCCAAUGCGCAGCAUGAGACACUGAUGGAGGAAAUCGUCAUGGAUCUGUUGAAAAAGGAUAAUAGCAUAUCAAGGUCAAAAGUGCGUUACUAUAGCAACUCCCUGCAACAUCGUGUCAAAAACAGAAUAUGGCAGACUCUGCUGCAGCUGCUCCCCAAACUCAGAAAGGACUUUGUUGCCACUCUGCUGAGCGGUGUGUAUGAAGCCGGGUUCUGCGCGAACCAGGCCUCAGUGAAGUACCUCAUCGAGUGGAUGAUGAUUCUGAUCCUCGUUCGCUACCCUCAACACAUCGACAGCUUGUGGGCCUGCUUCAGCAUGGAUCAUGACAAGACCAAGACAAGUGUCUGCACCUUUUUGUCAGUCCUGGUGCAUUUUAGCGUCAUCCUCCCCAGUAUCAGGGAUAAGGCGGUGCAGCUGCAUAAAGCGCUCGAUGUCAUCCUGCAGUCCUGUUUCAACCAUAACUUCAGUGUUCGCUUGUACGCCUUACUGGCCCUGAAGAGGGUGUGGAGCCUGGCAGAAGACCAGGCGGGAGAAGAGGCCGAUGCCUUGAAAGGACUGUCCUCUGUGAUCAAGUCCUGUCUGAACCAGGCUGAGUCCAUGCAGAGCACCGGAAAUGCUAACAAGAACUGGAUGAGGAUUCAGGAGCACUUCUUCUUUGGUGCCUUUCAUCCGAUCAGGGAUUACAGUGUUGAGACAAUAUUUUUCACAUUCCCCAGCCUCUCAGAAUUGGCCGAUGAUGAAUGGAUACCAACCUGGAAGUUUGAGAAGCUGCCUUACUUCUUAGAAAGUCCAUCUUUUCCUCUGCAAAAUCCUGUUUCUGAUUUGAAUCAGCUGCAGCCUGGAGACUGGAUCCAACAAGACAAAAGUGAGCAGGAUAAGGAGGAGCGCUGGGCCGAGGUGCAGAAGAAGAUCACCCCCUGGGGGUUGGGGAUUCACGAGCAGGAGCUGGAACUUCAGCUGGUUCCCCCACAGAGAGCCGCUCGACUGGGAAAACUGCACGGCGCUCUGCUGGUUGUGGCCUCGCUUAUCGACAAGCCCACCAAUCUGGGAGGUCUGUGCAGAACAUGUGAGAUCUUCGGUGCCAGCGCUCUGGUCCUGGACAGCCUCCGCCACGUCACUGACAAACACUUCCAGGCCCUGAGCGUCUCCUCUGAGCUGUGGCUUCCUCUGUUGGAGGUGAAGCCGACGGAGCUCACUGACUUCCUGCAGACGAAGAAGAGCGAGGGCUACUGCAUUGUUGGAGUGGAGCAGACCGCCAACAGUCACAGCCUCCAGGACUACCAGUUUCCUGAGAAGACCCUGCUACUUCUGGGCAACGAGCGUGAAGGCAUUCCUGCCAACUUACUCCAAAUGUUGGACGUGUGUGUGGAGAUCCCUCAGCAAGGAGUCAUCCGCUCUCUGAAUGUGCACGUGAGCGCCGCCCUGCUGAUCUGGGAAUACACACGACAGCAUCUCGGCUCUGGACCCGCCGAGGUCAACUCAAAAUGCAGCUGAGGAGGAAACCUGCAGCCUUCAGACGACCAGAUGCAGACCUCACGCCAUUCCUCAGGCACACAGUUUGACCUGGAGUUAAGGGGUCUUUCAAAGCCCUGGAGGAUGAGCCCCCCCUUUACGGAACUUAAACCACAAUGAUUUUAAUUUGAGAUAUGUCUUUCAACUGUUACAUUUGUCAUUUUAAUCCAUAAUUUAUUUUUAUUGCAAAUCUUCCCAGUUAAACAUGCAACAGAUGGUGGUCUAAAAGCAUGUUUUAAUGAUGUGCUCAGUGGCUUCUCAAAGGUUGGACAUUACAGAGCUUUAUAAGAAAAGGCGAUCCCCUGGCCUCUAGAUUUUUCUUCUUCUCUGGCUCCUCCUGGGGGAGAAACAUCCCACACUUUGAAAAUCGACUUGCAUGAAAAUGUAAAACCGAGCUGCUGCUGUGGAGACUGUUCUUCUCAUGAUGCUUUCAGGUUUCAGUCCUCUCAGAAGCACCAGACCUGCUCUUGUGCCUUAACUAGAGCCAUGAAUUAAAUUCACUUGUGGUUAUUGUUUUUAACUGUUCUACAUAAUAAUGGAGGCAAGACACUUUUAUCAAUGGAAGCAUCCCCACUGAGGAGGAAGUCAGUUCCUGUAUUACAACAUCUACACUCUGAAACGCAAAAUCAAAUACUCCUGUUAAACUUGUAAUCUUAAAUGUCAUU
Molecule: messenger RNA, 5586 nt
Organism: Salarias fasciatus (jewelled blenny)
Lineage: Eukaryota; Metazoa; Chordata; Actinopteri; Blenniiformes; Blenniidae
Gene: tarbp1
Product: TAR (HIV-1) RNA binding protein 1
Exons: 29
Coding region: 8-4903 (1631 amino acids)
Biological process (GO): tRNA methylation
Molecular function (GO): RNA binding; tRNA (guanine) methyltransferase activity
Source: RefSeq, a predicted model, not a curated record